AUGCUUAUAGCUGGUUGUGGAAGAGAAUGCAGUGCAGGAGGACACGCCUACCUUCUGGUUCUGGAUGCCUCCUCCCCCGACUUACACAUGCGCUCGGUCUCCUGGCUGCGCUUACGCCCCAACCCCAGCAACCUCGCGCAUGAUGUGUCUGAUGUAGCACACCGGAAUGAAAGGCACCUGGAGGCGCCACUCUACGUGUGCCGUUCUCGCCUUGCUUCCAGUCCUACCAGUGGCGUCUUGCUGUUUUCUCUCUUUCCACGGUGUCAGGCACAGCUGGUGUUGGCACCAAGGCAUCUACUUGGGGAGAGAUAUGCUGAAAUGCGAUCAGUUGUGACACUCUGCACAAACCCGAAGCCCACGGUUGACUUGAGUGUAUUUUCCGACUGCACCUCCCACCCCAGCGUUCCCAAGGCCAGCGUCUCUGGAGUAGGAUUCCUGGGAAAUUUCUCCCUCCUUUGCCUCUAUAACUUCACCUUGAUCACCGGACGUCACUUCAGACCCAGAGAUUUGAUUCUCAAUCGGCUGGUGCUGGUCAAUUCCAUUGUUCUUCUCUCUAAAGGAGUACCUCAGACUCUGGCAAGUUUGGGAUGGAAACAUUUCCUGGAUGAUAGGAGAUGUAAGCUUGUCUUCUAUUGUUACAGAGUGAGCACUGGUGUGUCCUUCAGCACCUUAUGCCUGUUCAAUGGCUUCCAGGCCAUUAAGCUCAACCCUGGAAUCUCUAGGUGGAUCUUGCUCCAGAUCAGAUCCCUACAGUGCAUAGGCUCCUGCUGUCUCCUCUGUUGGACCCUGCAUCUCCUCAUAAAUUCAUUUCUGCCUUUAUUAGUGAAUGUCCCAUGGAAUAAGGAAAAUCUCAGUGCAGAUGGGAGUCAUGGCUACUGUUCCUGGUCAAUAGGAGGAAGUCACAGCACCUUACAUUCAAUCUUAUACUUUUCCCCUGAUUUGAUGAAUCUGGUCCUCAUGGCUUGGGCCAGUGGCUCCAUGGUCUUUCUCCUGCACAGGCACAAGCAGCGAGUCCAGCACAUGCACAGCCAUGUCUGCAGCCCCAGACCUUCCCAUGAGGCCAGGGCCACACACACCAUCCUGAUCCUGACGAGCUCCUUUGUUUCCUUUUACUCCGUCUACACUGUACUGACCAUGUGGAUGACCCUAGCUGCAAACAGAGGCCAGUGGGUCAUGAGCAGCUCCGUGCUGGUGGCCUCAUGUUUCUCAGCACUCAGCCCCUUUGUGCUCCUCAUCAAUGACACCCGGGUCUCUCAGUUCCUCUCUCACUGCCGAGUGAGGACAAAUUGUGUCUCCUAA
Sciurus carolinensis (gray squirrel) is the source of this 1299-nucleotide messenger RNA. Its product is annotated as vomeronasal type-1 receptor 1-like. Lineage: Eukaryota; Metazoa; Chordata; Mammalia; Rodentia; Sciuridae. Bases 1 to 1299 code for a protein of 432 amino acids. Gene Ontology annotation, cellular component: membrane. Gene Ontology annotation, biological process: G protein-coupled receptor signaling pathway. The transcript is spliced from 3 exons. The record is from RefSeq and is a predicted model, not a curated record. Gene Ontology annotation, molecular function: pheromone receptor activity.